AGAAACAACUAAAGCUAGCCUCCAACUACUUUAAGAAAAAUGAAGAAUACUGGCUUCAAAGUUAUUGCCUUGACACUUCUUGCUCUUGUGGCUGCCCAAUGGUUGGGCUCCGAGGCCCAGAGUUGCCAGCUGAGUGGUCAAUUCCGAGGCAGGAAGGCUCCCCUAGACCAAUGCAACACGAUAAGUGACUCAGAAUGCUGCAAGGAAGGCAGGAUGUACCCUGUCGACAAGCACUCACCUGCAGUUUCAAGCCACACCAAGGCCAUCUUAACUAUCAACAGCUUCCAGAAGGGCGGGUCUGGGGGUGGCCCAUCGGAGUGUGACGGUCAGUAUCACUCCGAUAGCACCCGGAUUGUUGCCCUGUCGACAGGAUGGUUCAACCACAGGAGUAGGUGCCACCGGAACAUAAUCAUAAAAGGGAAUGGGAGGAGCGUGAGGGCCAUGGUGGUGGAUGAAUGUGACUCCAACAGGGGAUGUGCUAACAAUAUUGUUGAUGCAUCCCGGGCCGUGUGGGAAGCCUUGGGUGUCCAGCCGAACAGCAAUAAAUGGGGUCGGAUGGAUGUUACUUGGUCCGAUGCUUGAUCAGUCUCGUACACUGGUUAUGAUGCAGUGCCGGUUAUACCAAUAAAUCUCCUAAUAAACAUGUAGCCCGUAUCCUUGGUUUGAAAAUGCCGUUUACUAGUAACUUUGUUCUAUUUUUCUUUCUUAGUGACAGAAUUUACACUCAAAAUUAUUUGAAUAUCGCUGAUUUCAUAUACUGGACCUUCGUUUAUCUCAGAGGAA
Molecule: messenger RNA, 783 nt
Organism: Punica granatum (pomegranate)
Lineage: Eukaryota; Viridiplantae; Streptophyta; Magnoliopsida; Myrtales; Lythraceae
Source: RefSeq, a predicted model, not a curated record